CCGAAGGCGGCAAGAGUCGCUGCUUUGCGAGGCUUUCUGCCAGUCGCCACCUUUUUUCUUGUUUCUCCCUCUGGUCAGUAUACUUUCCCUGUACUUUUCCUGGAUACUAAUACGACGUCUCUAUUCUCUUUUUUUACUUCAGCCUAAUGAACCCAGACACAAAUUUACCACGGCUUUUGCGGCGGCGGCAGACAAGCAGCGAUACAAGCAAGCGGCGGCAGUCGCAGGUGUACUCGUUUGUAUACCCGAACCGCACCAUCCACAACAUCGAGACACCUGACUGCAACUUUCGACGGUUCUCACCCGAUGGCAAUUACCUUGUUGCAUUCACACGGAAUUUGUCUGGGCUGCAAGUAUACCGGGUGCAGCGGGCAUCGACAAGCUCAGCGGGGACAGGUGAUAAGAGCAAGGGGUUUAGUGAGUUCUUCCGGCUGGCGUGGGCGCGAGAUUAUGUCGGGGUGGGUGAGUCGCUGCACCGCGAAGUGUGCUUGGUCACAGACAACGGGUACUUGAUUUUGGCCAGAUUGCGGCGCACAGGCAUUGCCAGCACAUUCAACAAUAGCGGGCAGCAAGCAUCACGGGCGGUGUAUCCAAACACAUUGUCGUGCGUCAAUGCAGUGGAGGACAUGACGCUGCUGGUUGUGGAAUUGGGCACGGGCAACAUUGUGGAUACUCGCGAAUACCCAAACGACAUUAUAUACUUGGGCGGGCACAACGGUCUCAGUCUGUACCAGGACCGGCUCUGCGUGGUGUCGCUAAAGUACCAGUGCGUAAGGCUGAUGAAGAUUGAUACAGGGCGGCUGGUGGAUAUUCAGGAAAUCGGAUGGUACACGCGCCAGGACGACGGCAUAUACGAGGAGGAAUUGCGGAUACGGGAGCUGCGGUGCCAGCGGAAGCGCCGGGCAGAGACUGCGCGACUGGCGGAGCUGAGCCCGGCAGCCAAGCGGCAGCGGCGGCUCGAGGCGGCAUUGAUGCUGGCCAGCACCGCGGCUGACGCGGAGCCUGGCGCCCUGGGCAGCCGGGAGCAGACGCCGUUUAUCUUCCCGUUCUCGCCCAGCGUGCAGACACUCCUGGGGCAUCCGCCGUCGGGCACAAUAUCGCCCAGCAUGGCAACUGCGCCUCUGCAGGCAACCGCGGUGUCGGCAGAAACCAUGGACGCAGCACGGAGGAUCUCUGUGCUGCACCUGCAAACUCUGCAGCGGUUCCCGCCGCACUACCGCAUGAUGGUGACGCGUACCAUGCAGCAGGGCCGCGGCGAGGCCGACGGGAGCCUUGCGUCGCUGGAGCCGUCACUGGCGAUUGCCCCGCUCAGCGGGCUGAAGCAGCGGUUGCUGGCGACGCUGUUUCUGCGCGCCAGGGAGUCGGUGGCGGGCACGCAGCAUUUCUACCGCACGUACCAGCUGUACGAGUGGCUGGUGGUGUGGCGGGUGCAGUUCCUGACGAGCUCCACAUUGCUGAUGCGCUUUGUGCCGGUGCAGACGGCCAUUUCGCGCUCCCACACGCAGCACAACUUAUCGGCCAACCUGGCCAACUCGUUCUCGCUGCUGGCCGAGUACGAUAUCGAAACCACCAGGUUCGGCAAUAUCUGGGACACCUCGGAUCUGGCGCUUGCCCAGGAGGUCGAGACGCGCAUGGACAUGUUCCGCGCGCCAAUGGUGGGCGUGUCGCCGUCGCUGGCCAAUGACGUGUAUUUGCGCGAGGCCUUCAUGGCGUCGCAGGCGGGGAUCAGGCAGACGCGGUCGGGCGGGCCAGUGCAGGCUGCGCGCAAGGCCGCGGCACUGCUGCCGGUUGCCCCGCAGACCCUGCAGACCUCGCCGUAUCUCGACCCGGUCGUGUUUAAAUGCAGCACCCGGAUGCGCCAGGGCAUUGAAAGGUUCAGGGUCACGCAGAGCGCGCCCAUUAAAUUCUACGACCGGGCCACCGGCGCCUUGCGCUUUGUGCUGGCGCCGGGCAAUGACGGCGAUGGGCUGGCGGUGGGCGAUGACGCGGGGCAGCAGAAGAGCGGUGCUCACUAUCUGUUCCAUCCGACGCUGCCGCUGGUCUUGUCGACGCAGCACGAACUUAGCUCAAUCGCUGUGCCCGUGUCAAACAUCCACUACUGGGACCCAAAUGACUAGGGCGUAUCUUGUAAUUCAUCCAUACAUCAAAAUUUAUAUUAAUACUAUCAGCCCCAUGCUUGCGAUCCAAGCCCACCUCCAUGCGAACCAGACGCUGUUUGUCGCAUUUUGGUGUGGACUGCUAGUUUAU
This is a messenger RNA of Linderina pennispora, 2247 nucleotides long. RefSeq lists its product as uncharacterized. Gene Ontology annotation, biological process: protein ubiquitination; positive regulation of proteasomal ubiquitin-dependent protein catabolic process. The record is from RefSeq and is a predicted model, not a curated record. The transcript is spliced from 2 exons. Gene Ontology annotation, cellular component: nucleus; cullin-RING ubiquitin ligase complex. Lineage: Eukaryota; Fungi; Kickxellomycota; Kickxellomycetes; Kickxellales; Kickxellaceae. The coding region runs from base 147 to 2117 and encodes 656 amino acids. Gene Ontology annotation, molecular function: ubiquitin protein ligase binding; ubiquitin-like ligase-substrate adaptor activity.